Messenger RNA from Corythoichthys intestinalis (scribbled pipefish), 11321 nucleotides. RefSeq lists its product as uncharacterized. The transcript has 16 exons. Bases 237 to 5045 code for a protein of 1602 amino acids. The record is from RefSeq and is a predicted model, not a curated record. NCBI's taxonomy places the organism in Eukaryota, Metazoa, Chordata, Actinopteri, Syngnathiformes, Syngnathidae. Gene Ontology annotation, molecular function: RNA polymerase II cis-regulatory region sequence-specific DNA binding; DNA-binding transcription factor activity, RNA polymerase II-specific. Gene Ontology annotation, biological process: regulation of DNA-templated transcription.
UCAAACAGAAGCCCAGUAGGCUAACGCUUGCGGCUAACGUUACAAGCAAACGUGAUGGAGUCGGGGUUAAGGGAGCUUCGUCAAACUCUUACCCGACCUUAAGUCGACUCUUGGCGGCCACCAGACGGGCUUUCACCCGCUGUCCUUCCUGGUUCUCACGAUUUCAGGACAGGGAGCUUUCAGUGCUUUUUACUGGUAGCCAGGCCACAGGCUAAAGCUAGCAGCUAACGCUACAAAUGAACGUGAUGGAGUCGGAUAGCGGCUCUAACCUUGUCGAAAGGGCUGAACUUAAUGAGUGGAUUGGGCACGGACUGCAUCUGGCAAUCGAUGUCAGCCGAGCCCAUCGUCCUGAGCACCGGGAGUUUGCGUGCAGCAAGGAAGAAGAGGAAGAGUCUCCAUCCAUCAAAGAGGAGGAAGACUUUGUACACAUUAAAGAUAUCAGCCGAGCCCACUGUCCUGAACACCGGGAGUCUGCGUGCAUCAAGGAGGAGGAGGAAGAGUCGCCAUCCAUCAAGGAAGAGGACGAGUUCGUAUGUAUUGAAGGUUUCAGAAAAUAUCCUGGCGUUAAAGAGGAUGUUGAGCUCCCCCAAAUCAAAGAGGAGGAGCCAAACCCCUGUCAACAGAAGCAACUUUCAAUCAAAACGGAGGAGGACGAGCUGCCAUGCGUUAGAGAGGAGGAAGGUAUUACCAGGUCGACUGGUGAGCCCUUGAAGAGUGAAGAUGGUCCGAGUGAGGCCGGCAAAGGGGCGGAGCCUGAGAGCGGCAGCAGCUCAACAGAAAGAUUGCAAGCAGACAUUUUCAUCGCUCCAUCAGACAGAAAUGGCGCCACGUCACAGUCACCUUACAAUGAUGGUGGUCAUAAGAAAUCUCACCGUGACGACAAACCCUGCAAAUGCUCUCAGUGCGGGAAAACCUUUGCUAAUAAGAAAACUUUUCGUACGCAUAUGAGGAUCCACACCGGCGAAAAACCCUUUUCCUGCUCAGUUUGUGAUCGAAGAUUCACUCAAAGUGAACACUUGAAAAUCCACACAAGAACUCACACUGGCGAAAAACCUUUUCCCUGCUCAGUUUGUGAUCGAAGAUUCACUCAAAGUGAACACUUGAAAAUCCACACAAGAACUCACACUGGCGAAAAACCUUUUCCCUGCUCAGUUUGUGGUCAAGAAUUCAGUUGCAAGAGCUCCUUAAAAACACACACAAGACUCCACACUGGCAAAAAACCUUUUUCUUGCUCAAUUUGUGAUCGAAGAUUCGCUACAAAGCAAAACUUACAAAGUCACGAAAUAACACACACUGGCGAAAAACCGUUUUCCUGCUCAGUUUGUGGUCAAAGAUUCGCUCGAAAGGAAGUCUUACAAAAACACGAAAGAACCCACACUGGCGAGAAACCGUUUUCCUGCUCAUUUUGUGGUCAAAGAUUCUCUCGAAAGCAACUCUUACAAUAUCACGAAAGAAUCCACACUGGUGAAAAACCUUUCCCCUGCUUAUUUUGUGGUCAAAAAUUCACUCAAAAGCAAAUAUUGAAUAAACACACAAGAAUCCACACUGGCGAAAAACCUUUUUCCUGCUCAGUUUGUGAUCAAAGAUUCACUCAAAAGGGAAGCUUGAAAAUCCACACAAGAACUCACACUGGCGAAAAACCUUUUUCCUGCUCAGUUUGUGGUCAAGGAUUCAGUUGCAAGAGUUCCUUAAUAAUACACACAAGAAUCCACACUGGCAAAAAACCUUUUUCCUGCUCAAUUUGUAAACGAGGAUUCGCUACAAAGCAAAACUUACAAAGUCACGAAAGAACCCACACUGGUGAAAAACCUUUUUCCUGCUCAGUUUGCGAUCAAAGAUUCACUCAAAAGGAACACUUGAAAAUCCACACAAGAAUCCACACUGGCGAAAAACCUUUUUCCUGCUCAGUUUGUGAUCAAAGAUUCGCUCAGAGGCAACACUUAAAAGAACACACAAGAACCCACAAUGGUGAAAACCCUUUUUCCUGCACAUUCUGUGGUCAAGAAUUCGCUUGGAAGUAUCAGGUGAAGAGACACAAGUGUGUUGGUGUGAGAAGCAGUGGCCAAUGGCAGUAUGGUAACGGCAACGCAACUCGGGAGGAAGACGACCUUGGCGGAGGAAAGGGAGAUGCGAUCCUCGCAGCUAUCAAUGCUUUAAAACACGAAUUCUCUGCACGGUUCGACAGCGUGGUGGAAGCAAUCGAAAAUAUGAGAAAAGAAAUCAACGAGUGCACUGAACUAAUGGCGCACAUCAAACAACGUGUUUCAAACGCAGAGGACGAAAUAGCUAGCAUGAAAGCUAAGCUAAAGGAGCUCGAGGCCCAAAACGCCGCCACUGAGGAAAAAUUACUGGACUGGAAGAUAGAUCACGUUGAAUCCCGAAGGCGCUUGAUCUGGCCACGCUUUGUUUUGGAGAGGGCACACCGCAUUGGAUCGAAGAGGGAUGCCCGGACUCCGCCGAGGACGCUCAUCAUGCGAUUUCUCAACUACAACGAUAAGAGUGCAGUCGUCGCAGCGGUCCGGAAUAAGAAGGAAAUUCGUUACGAGGACCAUCAAGUGCGCUUCUUCCAGGACGUAGAAACUGGGAUGCAUCAACUGAGGAAACAAUUGGACGCAAUUCGGCAGGAGCUGCAUAAGGAAUACAGACGGCUCUUUGGUGGCACCGUGCCGGGCAGGAGGUCUAUGGCGCAGUCAUACGGUCGGUGCGGGGGUAGCGACGUGGCCUUGAUGUCCAUCCAGAGCUUGUGCAGGAACAGGUGGAGAAAGUUGGUGACGUUGAAUGUCGAGCUGCUGGGCCAGAUCCACAUCCAUGAUGUUGACCUCCGCUCCAGAGUCGACGAGAGCGGUCAAGGUUGCGAUUCGAUGACCCUCACCUCCGCAGUACAGACACAGCAACUGGAACACGCUGAGAUGCAGCUACUGGAACAGGCUGAGAGGCAGCGGGUGCGUUCCGACCUCCCUUCUCUCGCCGUCGAGUCUGAAUCCGACGGUCAAUGCGGUUUACAAGGGCAAUGGCUUCAUCAAGGGUUCUGGAAAGGCUCGUACCUGAGUUGGAUCGCCGUUAAAGCAUUCGGGGUUUCCAAUAUUGGGCUCGGGAGCGUCCAAGACUGGGUUUACCGGAACUGGGGCUUCUGGAACCAGACCAUUGGAUUGUGGCGACGAUGGAGUUGCAAGUUUGGUGAGAGUUUGGAUCACCUGAAUCAGUUGUUCUUGCUGGAGUUGCUGAUGAUUACACUGAAGUACAUGAACCACGUGACCACCCACGGCGAGAUCAAAGAGUGUCGCAACCCUCUUUACAUGGCCCUGCUAAAUGUCUUUCUAUCCGUGCUUGUCGAAACGGCUGAACUUAAUGAGUGGAUUGGGCACGGACUGCAUAUGGCAAUCAAUGUAAAACGAGCCCAUCGUCCUGAGCACCGGGAGUCGGCGUGCAUUAAGGAGGAGGAGGAAGAGUCCGUACACAUGGAAGAUGUCAGCCGAGCCCAUUGUCCUGAGCACCAGGAGUCGGCGUGCAUCAAGGAGGAGGAGGAAGAGUCGCCAUCCAUCAAGGAAGAGGACGAGUUCGUAUAUAUUGAAGGUUUCAGAAAAUGUCUUGGUGCUGAACGGCAUGAGCCAGAAUCUCCUGGCGUUAAAGAGGAUGUUGAGCUCCCCCAAAUCAAAGAGGAGGAGCCAAACCCCUGUCAACAGAAGCAACUUUCAAUCAAAACGGAGGAGGACGAGCUGCCAUGCGUUAAAGAGGAGGAAGAUAUUACCAGGUCGACUGGUGAGCCCUUGAAGAGUGAAGAUGGUCCGAGUGAGGCCGGCAAAGGGGCGGAGCCUGAGAGCAGCAGCAGCUCAACAGAAAGAUUGCAAGCAGACAUUUUCAUCGCUCCAUCAGACAGAAAUGGCGCCACGUCACAGUCACCUUACAAUGAUGAUGGUCAUAAGAAAACUCACCGUGAUGACAAACCCUGCAAAUGCUCUCAGUGCGAGAAAACCUUUGCUAAUAAGAAAACUUGUCGUGUGCAUAUGAGGAGCCACACUGGCGAAAAACCUUUUUCCUGCUCAGUUUGUGAUCAAAGAUUCACCAAAAAGCAACACUUGAAAAUCCACACAAGAAUCCACACUGGUGAAAAACCUUUUUCCUGCUCAGUUUGUGAUCAAAGAUUCACUCAAAAUGAACACUUGAAAAUCCACACAAGAACUCAUACUGGUGAAAAACCUUUUUCCUGCUCAGUUUGUGGUCAAGUAUUCAGUUGCAAAAGCUCCUUAAAAAUACACACAAGAAUCCACACUGGCAAAAAACCUUUUUCCUGCUCAUUUUGUGAUCGAAGAUUCGCGACAAAGCAAAACUUACAAAGUCACGAAAGAACCCACACUGGCGAAAAACCAUUUUCCUGCUCAGUUUGUGGUCAAAGAUUCUCUCGAAAGCAAGUCUUACUAAAUCAUGAAAGAACCCACACUGGCGAAAAACCUUUUUCCUGCUUAGUUUGUGGUCAAAGAUUCACUCAAAAGCAAAUAUUGAAAACACACACAAGAAUCCACACUGGCGAAAAACCUUUUUCCUGCUCAGUUUGUGAUCAAAGAUUCACUCAAAAGGAAAACUUGAAAAUCCACACAAGAACUCACACUGGCGAAAAACCUUUUUCCUGCUCAGUUUGUGGUCAAGGAUUCAGUUGCCAGAGCUCCUUAAAAACACACACAAUAAUCCACAGUGGCAAAAAACCUUUUUCCUGCUCAAUUUGUGAUCGAGGAUUCGCUACAAAGCAAAACUUACAAAGUCACAAAAGAACCCACACUGGCGAAAAACCGUUUUCUUGCUCAUUUUGUGAUCAAAGAUUCACUCAGAAGGAACACUUGAAAAUCCACACAAGAACCCACACUGGCGAAAAACCUUUUUCCUGCUUAGUUUGUGAUCAAAGAUUCGCUCGGAGGCAACAUUUAAAAGAACACACAAGAACCCACAAUGGUGAGAACCCUUUUUCCUGCUCAAUCUGUGGUCAAGAAUUCGCUUGGAAGUAUCAGGUGAAGAGACACAAGUGUGUUGGUGUGAGAAGCAGUGGCCAAUGACUGUUUUGCCUGUCAUCCAUGCUGGCUUUAUCAGAUUUUCCACAUAGGACGAUUGUAUUCUGUUGAGCUUCUUGAAAUCCUGUUGAGGAUUGGCACUUUUGGUGCUUUGCUUUGUCCAAUCGUUUUAUGAUGUGCAUCCACCUUAUUGCCUAAACCUCACCUGAUCGAACUCUCUCAAGUUAAGUGCCAUUAGUUAUGUAAUGCUGUCCCUCUUUCAAACUACACUUUUCACAUUUAAUAUGUGAAACAGCAAUAAUGUCAUUAAAUAAAUAUGGAAAACUAGGCCUGUAAGCAGGACUGAACGGGCCCCCGCAGUGUGACUCGGACGGCACACAUAACUGGGUAGUAGCAGAUCAUCCCGCUCAUUCACACACCUAGGAGAAAAAAACCCUAUUGGAGAGAGUACUACAAAAAAGGAGGCACAACUGAGCUGUGCAGCCACGCCCUUAUUCAAAACCAAAAUGAAUCUUCAAAUUGGGCCAAUUCAACCAAGUGCGCCAAAUUCUGUGGCGAUAUAAGCUGCCUAAGUCCCUGAAAAAUUAUUACUUUUUUUAAUGGCGAACAAAGGGUCGUCACGGCAACAGAGAGAGACAUGUGGACAAGGGCCUUAAAAUGCAGUAUUACAAAAGGUCUUGAAACUAUAAUGACCAACCUGAAAAGAACUGGACAUAUAUAAGUAAAAUGAGUGACUUGGGACUUCCGGUUGCGACUGCCAUGUAGGCGGACACACGCUGCAUUGCUCUCCUGCUAAUCUUCGCCAAUCCUACACAGAACUGCGUUAUUUUUGAUAAAAGCAACGUGUGAUUACUGACAAUGCACAAUACGCCACCACUGAGGAAAAACUACUGGACUUUGAAGAUAGAUCACGGCGAAACAACUUAAGGCUCGUUAACCUACCAGAAAGUGCGAAGUGACGGGACGCGUGCUCUUUUUUGGAAAGAUGAAACCAGAAGGCGCUUCAUCUGGCCACGCUUUGUUUUGGAGAGGGCACACCGCAUUGGAUCAACGAGGGACGCCCGGACGCUGCCGAGGACGCUCAUCAUGCGAUUUCUCAACUACAACGAUAUGAGUACAGUCGUUGCAGCGGUCCAGAAUAAUAAGAAGGAAAUGUGCUACGAGGACCAUCAAGUGCGCUUCUUCCAGGACGUAGCAACUGGGAUGCAUCAACUGAGGAAACAAUUGGACUCAAUUCGGCGGGAGUUGCAUAAUUUGGGACUUCAACGUGGAAUUGCUCACCCUGCAAAAUUACUGAUUACUCUCAAAGAUUAGACUCACGUUUUCAAGACUGCAGCUCGAGCAGAAGCUUUCCUUAACAAACUACGGGAGGAGAACGUGAAAUAAUGAUUGAAAAAAUUGCGUUGGAAACAAAGUGGUGAGUUCGAUUUGUUCGAAAUCACUCAUCGCAAAGCUGUAUAAUAAUUUAAAGGACGUGCACGACUGUAGUAAGAUUAGCAGGGAGAAAAGCGAACUUUUUGUGCUAUUCUUUUAAAGUGUUCAGGCCUACAUAGGGCGGAUCAAUCCUCAUGAAGAGGCCUGGUCCUCAGCGUAACAGGAGUCGAGGACGAAUGGAUGUGAAACCCUCAUGCAUGGGAGGAACUGGAACGUGGGGUUUAGUGUUACUACUUCACUUUGGUUUUGUUCAGCACCAAGUGUUUGUUGUUUUAUUGUUCUUCCUCGGGUUUGCUUAAAGUAGAAACGCUCCAUCUCACUGAUAUUAAUUUUUGAUUUCGCUUUUUUGCCCUCUAAAUGCAACAAGAAGUGAAGCUUAAUUUUAUCUCAUGGAGCUGUUGGAGUUUGCAGCAACCCCAAAAAAUAAAGGUUAUGAAUAUGCCGAAAGAUAAGGAAGCUAAAAUUUUCUUCUUACAAGAGACCCACCUUUUGGAAAGCGAUGUCAUUCGGGUUCGGAGAAGGUUGCAGGGGGAAGUGUAUUCGGCAUCAUUGUCAUCAAGGGCAGGUGUCAUGGUUCUUAUCCACAAUAUUGUCCCACUUCAAGUAAAUAAAAUUAUCAAGGAUGGCAGAGGUAGAUAUAUAAUAAUUACAUUAUAUACACAAUACACAAUCAUUACACUUGCUUUUUAAAAUUCAUGACUGCUUCAUAAAAUUCAUGACUGCUUCUAUGAUCCUAUUGUAAUCUCAGAUCACGCACCAUGUUGCUUGCUAUAUGGAGAGGAAAAAUUAAUCAGACAAAUUCAGAUGGCACUUUCAACAUAAAUGGCUCCUAGAUGAGGAAUUUGUAGGGUAUAUAGGCAGACAGAUAGACAAAUUCUUUGAACUCAAUACAAAUAAAACCUCAACCUCAUUGCAGCGGUAUAUUUACAGGUCUUGAUAAAAAAAAAAAAAGUCAGUCAGGAAGCUGCAGCUUGUACAGAAUGCUGCAGCCAGAGUCCUUACAAAUACAAGAAAACUGGACCACAUUACACCGGUUUUGAAAUCGUUACACUGACUUCCAGUGAGUCAAAGGAAAGACUAUAAAAUACUACUGCUCAUCUACAAAACACUUAAUGGCCUUGGACCAAAUACAUGCUUGAUUUGUUAGAUUCCCAUGAAACGUCUAUACCUCUAAGGUCGUCUGGAACCGGUCUCCUGGAACAACAACCAAGCAGGGUGAGGCAGCAUUUAGUUAUUAUGCUCCUCACCUCUGGAACAAGUUACCUGAAGGUCUGAAGUAUGCUCAAACGUUAGCUCCUUUAAAUCAGGGCUAAAAACGCUUUUGUUUAACACAGCAUAUCCAUAACUGUCUAUAUAUACUCACCGGCCACUUUAUUAGGUACACCAUGCUAGUAACGGGUUGGACCCCCUUUUGCCUUCAGAGCUGCCUCAAUUCUUCGUGGCAUAGAUUCAACAAGGUGCUGGAAGCAUUCCUCAGAGAGUUUGGUCCAUAUUGAAAUGAUGGCAUCACACAGUUGGUGCAGAUUUGUCGGCUGCACAUCCAUUAUGCGAAUCUCCUGUUCCACCACAUCCCAAAGAUGCUCUAUUGGAUUGAGAUCUGGUGACUGUGGAGGCCAUUUGAGUACAGUGCACUCAUUGUCAUGUUCAAGAAACCAGUCUGAGAUGAUUCCAGCUUUAUGACAUGGCGCAUUAUCCUGCUGAAAGUAGCCAUCAGAAGUUGGGUACAUUGUGGUAAUAAAGGGAUGGACAUGGUCAGCAACAAUACUCAGGUAGGCUGUGGCGUUCCAACGAUGCUCAAUUGGUACCAAGGGGCCCAAAGAGUGCCAAGAAAAUAUUCCCCACACCAUUACACCCCCACCACCAGCCUGAACCGUUGAUACAAGGCAGGAUGGAUCCAUGGUUUCAUGUUGUUGACGCCAAAUUCUGACCCUUCCAUCCGAAUGUCGCAGCAGAAAUCGAGACUGAUCAGACCAGGCAACAUUUUUCCAAUCUUCUAUUGUCCAGUUUCGAUGAGCUAUUGCAAAUUGUAGCCUCGGUUUCCUGUUCUUAGCUGAAAGGAGUGGCACCCGGCGUGGUCGUCUGCUGCUGUAGCCCAUCUGCCUCAAAGUUCGACGUACUGUGCGUUCAGAGAUGCUCUUCUGCCUACCUUGGUUGUAACGGGUGGUUAUUUGGGUCACUGUUGCCUUUCUAUCAGCUCGGACCAGUCUGGCCAUUCUCCUCUGACCUCUGGCAUCAACAAGACAUUUCCACCCACAGAACUGCCGCUCACUGGAUAUUUUUUCUUUUUCGGACCAUUGUCUGUAAACCCUAGAGAUGGUUGUGCGUGAAAAUCCCAGUAGAUCAGCAGUUUCUGAAAUACUCAGACCAGCCCUUCUGGAACCAACAACCAUGCCACGUUCAAAGUCACUCAAAUCACCUUUCUUCCCCAUACUGAUGCUCGGUUUGAACUGCAGGAGAUUGUCUUAAACCAUGUCUACAUGCCUAAAUGCACUGAGUUGCCGCCAUGUGAUUGGCUGAUUAGAAAUCAAGUGUUAACGAGUAAAGAUGCCGAUCGAUCGGGUCCGAUCAUGUCAUUUUCAAAGUAUCGGAAUCGGCAAAAAAAUAUCGGACAUGCCUUUUUUAAAUAUAUAUAUAUUAGGGCUGUCCCAAACGACUAAUUUUCUCCCGAUUAGUCAGCCGACUAUUUUUACGAUUAGUCGACUAAUCUAAUAAUAAUUUUUUUUAUUUUUUAUUUUUUUUACUAAUUUAGCAAUGAAAUUUUUGUUGACGCUUAUCAAUUCACAAAAAAAAAACAUAUUGGAACACUCAAAUUAUUUAUUAAAGUACAAAUAAACACGUAAAUAACAAUAAUAAAUCACAAAUAAACAAUGAGUUCAAAUGCUGAUAGAAUUAACUAGUGUAGCAUCCCGAUUGAAAAGAUGGUCUCUUAAACUGAUGGUUUACAACUUUUAUUCCAUCCUUGAUGUAAACACACUGUAAGAGCUACAGUGCACACAACACAAUUAGAAAUUAACAAAAACUUUUCACCUUUUUCCUUUUAAACCUUAUUUAUAUAUCAAUGAAUUGCCUAUAUGAAUUGCCUUUACCUUAUUACCUUAUCAUUGACAAUCUCUCCCUUGAGUGCAAUGACUGUAUAUACUGUAUAUAUUUAUGACCUUUUAACCUUAUAUAAUUUUCUAUACAUUAAAAUAAACCAUAACAUGAAAUAAACCUUUCAAUUUGCAUUAAGAACAAUACUAAUAGCACAUAUAGGCCCAUUGUCAAUGAAACAUUAUUAUUAAGUAAGGCGACAGCACCCUCUGGUGUACAAAAAAUGAAAAAAAAAAAAAAAAUUACAAACUGCGUAAUGGCGCUUGAGGUGUUUAUUCACGGCCGACGCGCAGCCAAGCUUGGCACUGAAGAGACAGGACAGAAGAGUGUACUCUCCUUUGUUUCUUUGAAAUAAGUCAAUGUUUUGGACACUCUGGUGCGCUUUUUUUGGCUUUGUGCCGCUUUUCCCGCUUGCAAACAGAGCAUCCGACAUUCUAACUUUCCACGCAUAUAUUUUUUUAACCCUUCAUUAACCGUCGACGGGAUGUUGUGCUCGUCGACGGAUUUACGUCAUCGAUGACGUCGACUAUGUCGACUAGUCGGGACAGCUCUAAUAUAUAUAUAUAUUUCUUUUUUAUUUAAAUCGUUUUCCAAUUGUAUUUAACGUUACAAAGUGUCUUACAAUCAUCCAGAGUAGUUUUGGCUUAAAGUAAGGCUAUCAAAUUUAUUGCGUUAAAGGCGGUAAUUUAUUUUUUUUAAUUAAUCACGUUAAUUAUUGCAUGCGCUGCACGACCCACCUACACAUUGUCGCGUUCAAUCUAUAAAGACGCCGUUUUACCUAUACAUUGAGCAUAAAGGAAGCGUAUGAUGGGUCGAGAGAAUUUUGACAGCCUUUGGAGCCUAUUUUUAUUUGGCCAAAGCCUUCCAAUCCCACUCUCAGCACUUAGAAAUAACGAGGGAGGCAAUGUAGGGAUUAAAGGUUGUAUUUGAUCAUUUUCUUAACACCCUGUAUUAUUUCCCAACGCAGAGAAGAUAUAUAAAUUGGUGCCACUACACUGAGUCAUGGUUGCACUUCCCAUCAUGCAUUUGGGCAGCUCAGUUAAAUGGCUACAGUAUCAUUUACUGAAAGCUCAACAAAUACACUAGAUGGCAAUAUUUAGUCACAAUGUACAAAGUCACAUUUAUCCUUUUAAGAAUUAAAAGUAUCAGUGGAUCCCUCUCACAGAAAGAAUGUUAAUAAUGUAAAUGCCAUCUUGAGGAUUUAUUGUCAUAAUAAACAAAUACAGUACAUAUGUACUGUAUGUUGAAUGUAUAUAUUCGUCCGAGUUGUAUUCAUUUUUUUCUUAAUGCAUUGCCAAAAUGUAUAUGAUCGGGAAAAAUUAUCGGGAAUGAUUGGAAUUGAAUCGGGAGCAAAAAAAAAAGGCAAUCGGAUCGGGAAAUAUCUGGAUCGGCAGAUACUCAAACUAAAACGAUCGGGAUCGGAUCGGGAGCAAAAAAAUAUGAUCGGAACAACCCUACUAACGAGCAGUUGGACAGGUGUACCUAAUAAAGUGGCCGGUGAGUGUAUUUCAAAUCUAUUUGCUUUCUAUUCCUCUUGUGCUUUAUCUCCAUUGCUGAUUUAAAUUAUUUUUAGUAGUAGUAGUAUUUUCUUUGUUUUUUUUAUUUUAUUAUUUUUUUUUAUUGUAUGCGUGAUGAAAUGUGAUUUUUAUGUAUAAUUUUAUUUCCUGUUUCAAUUGUCUUUGUUUUUACAUUCUAUUGAUUUAAUGUGAUUUUUAUGAUCUUCAUGUGAUGUAAAGCACUUUGAAUUAAUUGCCUUAUGUUGAAUUGUGCUAUAUCAAUACAGUGCCCUCCAUAAUU